UAAUACAGAGUUUCUCGGAAACGAAAGUGUUUGCUCUUGUUGAAAGUAUAAAUAAAGUUUAUAUUAAACAUGAUCCAAAUACUUAGGAAUGCAGCUUGUACGCCAUUAAAGAGUUUAACACGAUACAUACGGCCGGCUGUAUUCGCAUGCGAUAGAGUUCAGUUCAGUACAUAUCGAUCGUCAGUGAUCAAUAAUCCCGCAUUUAAUCGUUCGAAUGGAAGGCUGAUACUGGCACUACGCAAUGCAGCACUGUAUGGAAACUCUAGAAGCUUUUGCAGCAAAAAUGAUUCUAGUUCCGAUGAUCCAGUUGAUCCGCCGGUGGAGCCUCCAGUCACUUUCACGAAUCAGCUGCCAGCCACCGUAGCUAUUCCAGAAGUAUGGCCCCAUUUACCAGUCAUAGCCACUAAGCGAAACCCCGUGUUUCCGCGUUUUAUGAAAAUCCUUGAGGUAUCAAAUCCAAUGUUGAUUGAUUUGCUACGACGCAAAGUGAAGCUGAAUCAGCCGUAUGUAGGCAUUUUCCUAAAACGGGACGAUGACAACCCGAACGAGGUGAUGGAAACAUUGAAAGAGGUGUACGACGUGGGUACAUUUGCACAAAUCCAAGAAAUGCAGGAUCUCGGCGACCGCUUACGGUUGGUAGUUACGGCGCACAGGCGCAUCAAAAUCGUUGGUCAACUUUAUGAAGACUUGGACGCACCGGCACCAGGCAAGGAAAUGUCUAUAAAAUAUCCGUUCUUUAAAACGCAAAUCGGGGUUUCGGUAGACGAACCGGAUGCGGAGAAGCGUCGAAGAAAGCACAAACUGAGGAACAAACAAAUACGCAACGCAAACAACGAUCACUCGGCGGACGGUACGCCAGUGGAGGAAGCCCCAAAGCGCCGACUACUGAAAGAUGGUGAACAACAGCCGCUGCUUAUGGUUGAGGUAGAAAACGUGAAACAUGAGAGCUUCAAACAUACGGAGGAAGUUAAAGCAUUAACACAAGAAGUGAUUAAAACUAUUCGUGAUAUUAUUACCAUGAAUCCGUUGUACCGUGAAAGUCUUCAGCAGAUGCUGCAUCAAAACCAGCGUGUAGUGGACAAUCCGGUUUAUUUGUGCGAUCUGGGAGCAUCUCUGUCGGCAGCGGAACCGGCCGAGCUGCAGGAGAUCUUGGAAGAAAUGGAUAUUCCUAAACGUUUGAUGCUUUCAUUGUCGAUGUUGAAGAAAGAGCUAGAACUUUCCAAGUUACAGGCAAAGAUUGGCCGUGAGGUGGAGGAAAAGGUAAAACAGCAGCACCGCAAAUACAUCCUGCAGGAACAGCUGAAGGUAAUCAAAAAGGAGCUCGGUAUCGAGAAAGAUGAUAAAGACGCUAUCGGAGAAAAAUACCGCGAGCGGAUAAAGGAUAAAGUUGUACCCAAGGCCGUUGCCGAUGUCAUUGAGGAGGAACUGACAAAGCUCAACUUUCUCGAAAGUCAUAGCUCGGAGUUUAAUGUUACGAGGAAUUAUUUAGACUGGUUAACCACACUACCGUGGGGUGUAAUGAGUGAGGAAAACUUGGACAUCGAUCAGGCGACCAAAAUAUUGGACGAAGAUCACUACGGUAUGGAGGACAUCAAAAAACGUAUUCUCGAGUUUAUCGCCGUUAGUCAGCUGAAGGGAACGACACAAGGCAAAAUCCUUUGCUUCUAUGGUCCUCCGGGUGUGGGAAAAACCAGUAUAGCCCGAUCAAUCGCGAAAGCUCUGAACAGGGAGUACUUCCGGUUUAGUGUGGGCGGUAUGACGGAUGUGGCAGAAAUUAAGGGACACCGCCGGACAUACGUCGGUGCUAUGCCGGGCAAAUUGAUACAAUGUUUGAAAAAAACUAAGACCGAAAAUCCUUUAGUUUUGAUCGACGAGGUGGACAAAAUCGGAAGGGGAUACCAGGGUGAUCCCAGUUCUGCAUUGCUCGAGUUGCUCGAUCCGGAACAAAAUGUAAAUUUCUUGGAUCACUAUCUGGACGUGCCAGUCGACCUAUCGAAGGUUCUAUUCAUCUGCACGGCGAAUGUAAUUGACACGAUACCCGAGCCCCUGCGCGAUCGAAUGGAAAUGAUUGAUAUGUCAGGAUAUGUUGCCGAAGAAAAGCUAGCCAUUGCCAAACAGUACCUCAUUCCGCAAGCGAUGAGAGACAGUGGAGUCGAAGAUAAGCACAUCAACAUAACCGACGAUGCGUUGAAUGUGCUGAUCAGAAGUUACUGCCGUGAAUCGGGAGUACGCAACUUGCAAAAGCAAGUUGAGAAGAUCGUACGCAAAGUAGCCUUCAAGGUCGUGCGAAAGGAGGCUGAGUUUACUGAAGUUUCCGGUGGCAAUCUGAGCGAUUUGCUCGGAAAACCCAUAUUUACACAUGAUCGUAUGUAUGACAUUACACCACCGGGAGUGGUAAUGGGUCUCGCAUGGACUGCUAUGGGUGGCUCGGCUUUGUACAUUGAAACGGCGAAGCGUAAGCAUUUAGAGCCGGCGGACGGUGUCGACUCCAAGCCGGUGCCCAGCGACGGCACCCUCGAAUUGACCGGCCAUCUCGGUGACGUAAUGAAGGAAUCAGCACGGAUAUCGCUGACGGUCGCCCGAAACUUCAUCAAGCAGACCGAUCCGUCGAAUAAUUUCCUCGAGUGUAGCCAUCUGCAUCUGCAUGUCCCCGAGGGAGCCACUCCGAAGGAUGGUCCAAGUGCGGGCGUAACCAUUGUGACUGCACUGCUUUCGUUAGCCAAGAGUCAACCGAUACGGCAAAAUGUAGCUAUGACUGGAGAAGUUUCACUCAUGGGAAAAGUACUACCUGUUGGAGGAAUCAAGGAAAAGACGAUCGCUGCCAAACGAAGCGGUGUGAACUGCAUCAUCCUACCGGAGGACAAUAAGAAAGAUUUCACCGACCUACCAGCGUUCAUUACUGAAGGCUUAGAGGUACACUAUGCUACCACGUAUGCGGAUGUGUAUCGAAUUGUGUUCCCUGAAAGCUAAGUUAGUGAUUAAUUAUUAGAAGUUUAGGGAUGUGAAUAGUUGAAUUUCGGGCAAUGCGAUCAAUUAAAUGCUUCCGUAAAUGUUAUUUUCUCGUAUCCACAACACUAUUUAUUGUUCAACAAGACCAAUUCUACACUUUGAGGGUUAAUUUCAACGGUUCGGCGGCUUUCUCGGCUGGCGGCG
This is a messenger RNA of Anopheles coustani, 3153 nucleotides long. It is a transcript of the gene Lon, whose product is annotated as lon protease homolog, mitochondrial. Lineage: Eukaryota; Metazoa; Arthropoda; Insecta; Diptera; Culicidae. Gene Ontology annotation, cellular component: mitochondrial matrix. The record is from RefSeq and is a predicted model, not a curated record. Gene Ontology annotation, biological process: protein quality control for misfolded or incompletely synthesized proteins; chaperone-mediated protein complex assembly; protein catabolic process. The transcript has 8 exons. The coding region runs from base 70 to 2970 and encodes 966 amino acids. Gene Ontology annotation, molecular function: single-stranded DNA binding; serine-type endopeptidase activity; ATP binding.